Messenger RNA from Crotalus tigris (Tiger rattlesnake), 1535 nucleotides. RefSeq names its product apolipoprotein H (gene APOH). The transcript is spliced from 8 exons. The coding region runs from base 94 to 1134 and encodes 346 amino acids. The record is from RefSeq and is a predicted model, not a curated record. Lineage: Eukaryota; Metazoa; Chordata; Lepidosauria; Squamata; Viperidae.
GUAGGGAGUUAAUAUUUAGCAUUGCUUGAUAUUUAUCUUAGCAAGCAGAGUACUGCAUUUGGAUUUGUUCUGAGGUUUUGGAAAUCUGCAGCCAUGUUUCCAGUUCUGUUUAGCUUAUGCUUGGUUGCAAUAACCCAUGUUGCUCUUGCGAGUAAAGUUUGUCCAAGGCCUCCGGAAAUACCUCUGGCUACCACCAACACAAAUAAAGCAGGAUACUGGCCUGGAGAAGACAUUGUAUAUCAGUGUAACCCAGGUUAUGUUCCCCAGUAUGGCUCAAGGAGAUAUAUAUGUCCUUCAUCUGGUGUAUGGCCUACCAUUACAUUCAGAUGUAUACCCAAGAAAUGUCCCUAUCCUGGACCCUUGAAUGAUGGAGCGAUAUAUGUCGAUGACCUCAAUUACUUGAGUGUCAUAAACUUUUCCUGUAAUACUGGGUUUGUUCUUGAAGGACCAACAAGCAGUCAAUGCCAGGCAGAUGGGAGCUGGAGUGCAAGCCUGCCUGAAUGCCAACCUGUGAUUUGCCCUCCACCUCCAGUUUCUGAAUUUGGAGUUCUCUCUUACCAUAAAAUUGAUUCUAGAGAUACAUUUAUUUUCCAAGACACAAUCAGAUUUAGAUGUCUGUUACCUUUUGCACUGUUUGGAAGUGAAACAGCUACCUGUCAGGCUGAUGGAAGUUGGAGUGCAUUACCUGAAUGCAAAUCUGUAGAAUGUCCUCCUCCAGAACCAAUAGAACAUGGAUUCAUAAACGGAGCUCUUCGUAAUAUUUUUCAUUACCAAGAUACUGUGAGUUAUGGUUGUAAUCUACCUUAUAUUAUGGAUGAUGCUUCAGAAUCAAGGUGUGAGAAAACAGGAACUUGGUCAAAUAAACCAACUUGCAAAGCACCAUGUAAAAUAUCACUUACAAGAGCAACAGUGUUAUACAAUGGACAGAAAAUAAAAGUGAAAGAACUUAACAGUAUACAACAUGCUGAGACAAUCUGGUUUUUCUGUGUAAGAAAAACAGAGAAGUGCAGUUAUGAAACACCAGCUCAAUGCAUAGAUGGCCAACUUUCAAUCCCUGACUGUUUUGAAGAACGUAGCUGGUGGGCAUCCAUUUGGACAAAAGAUCCAGCAAACAUGACUCCAUGUAGCAACUAACUGAAGAUAUCUCCCUGUCCUCCAUGAGGUAUCAAAAAAGGAGUGCUUAUAAAUGGAGAAUUCAAUUUUCUUCAGGAUCACAGCUAUUUGAAAUACAAACAUAUACUUUCAAUCAAUGACAUACUUACACUUAAAUUGCAUAUUCUCCUGAUAUUUUUGUCCAUCAUAUUACUUUUCUGAAUACAUGUACCCAGUAUAUGUACAAUUAAUGCUCUUUUAUCAAAUAUAAGGCAAACAAUAAUGCACUAUUGUUUACUUUGAUGGGAUUCUUAUUAUUUUAAUAUUUUGCUUUGUAAAUUAGUCUAAAACUAUUAGAUUGUUUUGUUCUAUGAUGCAUAAAAUACCCCGACACUUUUCUAGCUUUGAUUUAAUAAAACAUGCAUAUACCCCAAUUAUGAAAA